Messenger RNA from Coniophora puteana RWD-64-598 SS2, 468 nucleotides. RefSeq lists its product as uncharacterized. The transcript has 4 exons. The coding region runs from base 1 to 468 and encodes 155 amino acids. The record is from RefSeq and is a predicted model, not a curated record. Lineage: Eukaryota; Fungi; Basidiomycota; Agaricomycetes; Boletales; Coniophoraceae.
AUGUCGAUCGAAGCAUUUAUGGAAUAUGAAAUGUUGGUCGAGGUGGAGCGAUCGAGGUCGAGUCCGAGAUCGCCGCGGUUGUGGCGUCUCUUCAAGUUCGCGGCGUGGAAGCCAAAUGUCUCCAGCGGGACCUUCACCUCGCCACCGAACGAGGUACUGAAAUCCGCGUCCGCGAGGACGGUGGUCCAAGAUACGGUCAACUUCGAAUUCUUCUCCGUUCUCGGUGAGUACGGGAGGUGGAGCGGUAUGAACGCGACCCGGGAAAAGGACGUCGUCGUUGGGUAUGUGACGUUUAAGAUGGGAGACGUGAAAGGUGGGAUUAAUAUAUUCUCUGCGACGAUUAGCAGUCGCGAGAUAGACGAGGUCGUCCACAUUAUAGUUAGCGGACAAGGCUUGCGAGGCCUUGGCGGCUAUCAAGGAAUCGUGUGCGUCAGCGACGUCAUCCUCAAUACCACGAAUAGCACUUAA